Messenger RNA from Trichoplax adhaerens, 315 nucleotides. RefSeq lists its product as uncharacterized. The transcript has 3 exons. Gene Ontology annotation, biological process: regulation of heme biosynthetic process. The record is from RefSeq and is a predicted model, not a curated record. NCBI's taxonomy places the organism in Eukaryota, Metazoa, Placozoa, Uniplacotomia, Trichoplacea, Trichoplacidae. The coding region runs from base 1 to 315 and encodes 104 amino acids. Gene Ontology annotation, cellular component: mitochondrial membrane.
AUGGCGUCUCCGGAUUAUUUGAGCUAUACCUACGGAAUAAUUGUAUUGUUAGGAGGUAUCAGUGGAUAUGUAAGAGCAGGUUCCGUUGCCUCUUUGAUCUCCGGAUUACUUUUCGGUGGCGUCGCUAUUUAUGGUGCAACAGUCACUAGUAAAAAUCCAAGAAACUGCGCAGUAUGCCUAGCAACUGCUUCAGUAUUGCUCGCAGUCAUGGCUUUUCGGUUUUAUAGAACACAAAAACUCAUGCCAGCAGGUCUUAUAAUGUUUCUAAGAGUCAAGACCAUCGCUGUAAUCGCCGAGGUUUUACGUUAUAAUUGA